UCAGUCGCUCCAGAACAACACGAGGGACGGAGCUGCUCUCCACUAAUGGCGUCGCUGCAGCGGAGCAGCUGAUCGCGACAGGACCGAGAGACGCCCAGAGGUAAACACGCCGCCCACCGGCUCUUCCCCUGCAACAUGAUCGCGUUUGGCGUCGCGCUGUGUCCGUGCAGCAGGCGGACGGCUGGACGUCGUGCGCCCUGCGAGAACCGAGCCUGACAAGGGCUCUUUGUACACAGCUCUCCUGUCAGGUCGACCCACACAGACAUCAGCGGCGGAUGUUCUCCUCAGUUUCUUCUUCGGUACAACCUGCCUGCUGCUGAUCGCGUAAAAGCUGUUGGUCGGAACACGACUGAAGCGUCCACAGUCGCGCUGCAGCGGGUCUCCUGGUGGCGCUUCGACGACGUCUGGGGACUUGUACUAAACAUGAGGCAUGAAGCGGUCUGAGGAGGUGUUGUGCUUCUCUGACUAGUGGACCAGCUCUUCGGUAAUCCUGUCCAGGAGAUCGCCCCGGCCUGGGCGGAGGUCGCGGUCCUUCUCUCCGGAGGUCGCGGUUCGGCUCCCCGGAGGUUCAUCUCCCCGGAGGUUCAUCUCCCCGGAGGUUUAUCUCCCUGGUGGGCGCAGUUAAUCUCCCCGGAGGUUCAUCUCCCUGUUCGUCUCCCUGGAGGUCAAGGUUCAUCUCCCGGAGGUCUCCCCCCUGAGGACAUAGUUGUCUCCGAGCAGCGGUGCUAAGAUGACGACAGCCCGGUACAGGCCCAGCUGGGAGCUGGCGCUGGACCCCCUGGUCUCCUGUAAGCUGUGCCUGGGAGAGUUCCCCCUAGAGUCCAUGACCACCAUCACCCAGUGCCAAUGUGUCUUCUGCACUCUGUGCCUGAAGCAGUACGUUGAACUUCUCAUUAAAGAGGGCCUUGAAACCGCCAUUAGCUGCCCUGACUCUGCCUGUCCCAAAAGAGGCCAAUUACAGGAAACAGAGAUUGAGUGCAUGGUGGCCACAGAGAUGAUGCAGAGGUACAAGAAGCUGCAGUUUGAACGAGAGGUGCUGCUUGACCCAUGCCGGACGUGGUGCCCCUCCUCCACCUGUCAGGCGGUGUGCCAGCUGACGGAGGCGGCCACGCCCCCCCUGCCCCAGCUGGUGCAGUGUGCCGUGUGCGCCAUGGAGUUCUGCUCUGCCUGCAAGGCGCCCUGGCACCCGGGCGUGGCCUGCCCGGAGAGCAGCCUGCCCACCGCCGCCUUCCUGCCCGGGGAGAACAGCUCCUUCUAUAAGAACGAGGAGGACGACGCCCCAAUCAAGCGCUGUCCCAAGUGCAAGGUGUACAUCGAGAGGGACGAGGGCUGCGCGCAGAUGAUGUGCAAGAACUGCAAGCACGCCUUCUGCUGGUACUGCCUGGAGUCCCUGGACGACGACUUCCUCCUUAUCCACUACGACAAAGGGCCGUGUCGAAACAAACUGGGACACUCCAGGGCCUCGGUUAUCUGGCACAGAACUCAGGUGGUCGGGAUCUUUGCGGGGUUCGGCCUGCUCCUGCUGGUCGCCUCCCCCUUCCUGCUUCUGGCCACGCCCAUCAUCCUCUGCUGCAAGUGCAAGUGCAGCAAAGGUGACGACGACCCCCUCCCCACCUAGGGAACACGCUGCGCCGUGCCACCGCAAAACCCCCACCCUCCUCCACCGUCGGAAGGGCCGCUCUUUAGUUUGUGAUUCACACCGCCUUUACGUUCCCUCCCUCCAGCUUUCAAGCGCUUCGUUUUUUAAAGGCGUGGCCUGACGCGGCCAACGGCGCCACCCCAUUGGCUGUUUUGGAAGUCCAUCGCUCUGCAUGGUAGACGCAUGGGAGGAGCCUGAUCCCUGCGCACGGCCUAUGAGGACAUCGCCAGGGGUCAGAGGUCAAGCGGGUCCCGCCCUUGUCUGACUUGCUGCUCAAGGGGCAGGGCGGCUGGCCUGGGGGGUGGGCCGGCGUCGGACCGUGGGUGCUCUGAACACUGGAUCCUGCUGGGAGUUGGUGCUGUGUCCGGGCCCAGAGUCGGUCCUGAAGAGCAGCCCGGGGGGGGGGGUCACAACUUCAGUCACUUUCUGAAGGAACCUUUGCUUCACUGCUGUUUCUCUCUCGUUUUGUCGUUUUCAAAGAAAAGACGCAAAAAAAAAAGGGGGAUAAGAAAAUGCUUUCUCAUCCUCUUGCCAUAAUUGUUCAUUGUCGCUUGACAUGUUUUUUUGUGGGUAGCAUUGAUUAGAGUGAUGUCACCUUUUUCAUGCUCUGUCUCUCUUUCUCUGUCGCCUCUCUCUGUCUCUCUUUCUCUGUCCGUCUCUCUCUGUCUGUCUCUCUCUCUCUCUCUCUCUCUCUCGCGUGCGGUCUCUCUCUCAUGCGCGGUCCCUCUGCACAGUAAACAUGGUGGUGACGGAGUGGUGAUGGAGUGGUGACGUAGCGGUGGGGUCGUUGCUGUGCAGCAUGUCUCGUAUUGAUGAUAAUGAUGAUGAUGAUGAUGUCAGUGUUUCCUAACCUACCACAAGGGCUGUGUGUUCAGAGUAGCGUACUAUGCCCUGUAACGUUACGUGUUUUCACAUACCCAUAAUUAUAUAUAUAUUAUUAUAUAUAAAAGAAUAUGUGACAGAGAAGCGGUUCCCACUCUCACUAUUUCAGCAGAACCAUGACAUCCCCCCCCCCACCCUCCUUAAAGGUGACAUAUUAUGCCACCAGGUGUGAGUAUAACACACUUGGUGUUAUAAUAUGGCACCUUUAACAUUCACCCAAUUAGACGUCACACAUCAUCUUUAUAUUAAUGUAUUUAUUUUUAACCCAGUUGGUAGAUGAACCAAAUGGAAAGAAAUGGCCUUAAAUUAAAAAACAAUUCUAUAGAAAGCCAAAAAGGGCAUCAUUCCCUCUGUCCGAGUAGGAAGCAGGCCGAUGGCUUAGCGCCCAGGGAAAAGCACACGGAGGUACCGCAGUCAACAAGCCCUUUAUUUUGUACCAACACGAUUCUAUGAUGUCAGUUGUAUGCCACAUUGUUAAUAGCCAUAGUGUAUAAUCAAAAUCUUUGACGGAAACAAAAAACUUAGAAGCAGGGUCUCCCCACCCCCCCCCCCCACCCCCCGACACAACAAUCACAAAAACAAGGCGGUCCAACAUUGCAAACUUGCAUAGUUGCGUAAUUGUGUUAGGGUGAGUCUGAGGUCGUCUUCUGAGUGGUUCGGGUCUGGUCAACUCUGAUCCCUUCCUGCAGGGAGCACAGACUGCGUCUCCAGGAUAUUUGUAAAAACCAACCAUUAGAAGAGAAUGUUACAUUUGGGGCACGCUAUGACGGGCUGCCCCGCAUCACUUUAUCUAUGCAAGUUUGUACAAGACCAUUUGUAAAAGCCCAUUUGUGGUGUUGUAUCAAACGUUGCUAUUGGAAUUGAACGUUGUGUUGUGUACGAUUUCACGCACCUCUUUGACAGUACCAUUUAUUUAUUUGUUUCAGGGAUCAUUUAUGAACCAUCCAUAUAUCUGUUGCCAUUACAUUUUAAUGUUCCUUGAACUGUUGCUGUGAUUCAACAUUGUUACGGUAAUAUUAUAGUUAAAAUCAUUGUUUUCAUUUGUUCUUGGGAUAAGUGUUCAGAGUUUGAGAAUCAAGAAUGUUUCAUUUUCCCUUGUUGUAAACUUUUGUCUAACAGUUCCAGUAAAUCUUUUGAGUAAAGGUGUUUCAUGCUCCACUAUAUGCUGUACUAUACGUCACAGAGCCCAUCUGAUCUUUCCUGACCUUAUCGCUACAGCUACCACACAUCACACAUCACACAUCACACACAGGCUCCGUUGGUUUCCUUUGGGUUGGGAGUUCUGGGGAAACCUCCAUGCAUGUUUUCCUUCCGAUCCAUUUCUACGUCCAUCGCCGUGAGGGGAUGUGGCCUGGUGUCAACCAAUAGGAGCAUGCGAUUGAUCAACAUCAUCAACCCUUAAGUCUAUUGGGUUAGCAUUAAAUGUGUCAGAUUCAUGCAAUGAUCAGCCUUACACUUUCCCAGCAGUAGCCAUUUAUACUCUUAGAGGUGGUUCGAAUUAAGUUAAAUCUGGUCUCAAUAAAUAUAUUUUUUUCCUACAUUUAGUUCCAUCCCUUACUUUUAGACUCUCAUUCCAGAAGUUGAUGUCCGGUUGGCAGUCGGGCUGAGUGUUUAUCUGGGAGGGAGGGGGUGGCUUUCUGCCUAUUUAAACCAGCAUCAGGGGCUUGGGAACAGAUGUAAUACUAAAUGUAACACGUUGUGUGACCUGUAUGGUAUGGCGCCUGCUUUAUUCUGUUUAUAGAGAGGGAGGGCUCCUGGUGGUGACAUGUAAAUGUGGACAUGCUCAAUAAGCAUGGGAUGGCUUGAGUCUACUGUAACCUUGAGUCUGCUCUAACCUUGAGUCUACUUUAACAACAGCAGGGGACCAGGAAAUACACUUCAUUAGACUAGUUGUGUUUCUGACUGCUUGAAAUGGUGAUACAAAAUCGAAUAUUUGAUCUGGGUAAGGAAAAAGGCACAAGAUGCUAUCACUUAUCACUCAUGCUUUUUGGGUGGCGGGGUGUAUGUUUUAAUGACGUUUGGUGUCAGAAUGGGUGAGUAUGCAGGACAAUAUUAUGGGCCGGUCAUCAAUCAAUAUCAGGUCAUGUCGUUUACAUCACACCCAAGGGCUACUGUGGGUUCAUCCGGUCUGGGAUUAGUAUCAAGACGUUGAUAGUUCUACAUCAUAACGUAGAGCGCAGUCAUCUCUAGUUCCUGGUGAAUUUCUCACCGUUGGUAGCAGAAAAUAUAAAGGAGUUCUGUAUUUGACAUUUGUGUUAAUAUCAAUUGAUUCUUGGUCUGUCUAUGCCUGGCUGAAAAAUGCACUGGAAUUACAGUGACAUGAACUUUGACCUGUGCUUACCUAUGUUUAGAUUUUAUUUAGAACCCGCAUGCUUUUUUGUCCCUAACAAAGCUGUGGAUACGUCAUCGAUAUUGUAGCUUAAAACAUCUUUGGAAUUGUUGCACCUUCUUAAGAAUUUAAGUUAAGUUCUGUACAUGGUCAUCAAUUGUACACAAUUAAAACAAAUAGUUGAAUAGUUUAAUGAAAAUGGUUUAAGUCAUUCUCAGUCAUUCUAUCAAAAAUAAAUAUAAACUGAUGGUGUAAAAUAAGUUGUAGGCUAUUGUGCCUCCCCUUAAUGCUCAACAAAGAGAUUCCUGCUCAACCCAAAAUAGCUGUUGAACAAAACCAACCACAACCAAAAUAAAGAAUUAAAUCCAUUUUGUUUUUUAUUUGAUGACAGUCUGAGAAAUGCACAGGACUUUUAUUUUGCCUUUGGCUGGAUUGCCCUUGAGCAAGGUGCCUUCAUCGCUGCGUGUCGCUGUUUUUGUACCUGCUUGUUUUCUAUGUACUUUAGGGUGAAGAAUUAAAGUCUCUGCUUGGUGAAAGGAACUCUUCUGAUUGUGUCAACUCUGCGUUUGCAUAACUUGGACCGUUUAAGAGAACAAUGAUCUCGACUCGCG
Gadus chalcogrammus (walleye pollock) is the source of this 5461-nucleotide messenger RNA. It is a transcript of the gene rnf144aa, whose product is annotated as ring finger protein 144aa. Gene Ontology annotation, biological process: protein polyubiquitination; ubiquitin-dependent protein catabolic process; positive regulation of proteasomal ubiquitin-dependent protein catabolic process. NCBI's taxonomy places the organism in Eukaryota, Metazoa, Chordata, Actinopteri, Gadiformes, Gadidae. Gene Ontology annotation, molecular function: zinc ion binding; ubiquitin conjugating enzyme binding; ubiquitin protein ligase activity. The transcript has 8 exons. The record is from RefSeq and is a predicted model, not a curated record. Gene Ontology annotation, cellular component: Golgi apparatus; ubiquitin ligase complex; cytoplasm. Bases 731 to 1618 code for a protein of 295 amino acids.